This is a messenger RNA of Pteropus alecto (black flying fox), 1629 nucleotides long. RefSeq names its product phospholipid phosphatase 1 (gene PLPP1). Gene Ontology annotation, molecular function: phosphatidate phosphatase activity. Bases 443 to 1300 code for a protein of 285 amino acids. NCBI's taxonomy places the organism in Eukaryota, Metazoa, Chordata, Mammalia, Chiroptera, Pteropodidae. Gene Ontology annotation, biological process: signal transduction; phospholipid metabolic process; phospholipid dephosphorylation. The transcript is spliced from 6 exons. The record is from RefSeq and is a predicted model, not a curated record.
GCGCUCCCUCAGCUUGCAAGGCCUGGAGCUGGCGGGUCCCGCGCUGCCCCGCGGGAGGGGCCGAGCCCGUGUUCCUCCUCCCUACCGGUCCGCAUCCUUAAAGCACGAGUCCAGACGCCCCGCCUGUUGGAGAGGGCGCCGGGAUCCGGCCAGUGAACGGCGGAGGGAAGCCAGGGCCGACCGUGGAGGGCCUGAGGCCGCAGAGCUGCCGCGGCUGAUACGCGAGUGUCUCGGCCUCCACCGAGAGGUUGCAGGACCUGCGAGGGCAGGGUUCCCGGGCGCCAUUGCCGGCCGUCAGAGCGCCGCCCGGCCCCUGUUCGCCCUUGGCUGCUCUUCCCUGGCUGGGAGGAGCUGCAGCUCGGGAUCAUCGCUAGCCCCCGGCCGGGACUCGUGAGACGGGUGCCUUGUCUGUUGCCCGCGCAGGGCCGCCCGGGCCGAGACCAUGUUUGACAAGACGCGGCUGCCGUACGUGGCCCUCGAUGUGUUCUGCGUGAUCCUGGCUUCCAUGCCUAUGGCUGUUCUAAAUUUGGGCCAAAUAUAUCCAUUUCAGAGAGGCUUUUUCUGUACAGACAACAGCAUCAAGUAUCCGUACCAUGACGGUACCGUCUCAAGCUCUGUCCUCAGCACAGUGGGGCUUGGUUUACCCAUUUCCUCUAUGGUUAUUGGAGAAACCCUGUCUGUUUACUCUAACCUCUUGCACUCAAAUUCCUUUAUCAGGAAUAACUACAUAGCCACUAUUUACAAAGCCAUUGGAACAUUUUUAUUUGGUGCAGCUGCUAGUCAGUCCCUGACUGACAUUGCCAAGUAUUCGAUAGGCAGAUUGCGGCCUCACUUCUUGGAUGUUUGUGACCCAGAUUGGUCAAAAAUCAACUGCAGUGAUGGUUACAUUGAAAACUACAUAUGUCGAGGGAAUGCAGAGAAAGUGAAGGAGGGCAGAUUAUCCUUUUAUUCAGGCCACUCGUCAUUCUCCAUGUACUCCAUGCUGUUCGUAGCACUUUAUCUUCAAGCCAGAAUGAAGGGAGACUGGGCAAGACUCUUACGGCCCACACUGCAGUUUGGUCUUGUUGCUGUAUCUAUCUACGUGGGCCUUUCUAGAGUUUCUGAUUACAAACAUCAUUGGAGUGAUGUGCUGACUGGACUCAUUCAAGGAGCUCUGGUUGCAAUACUAGUUGCUGUGUAUGUGUCAGAUUUCUUCAAGGAGAGAAAUUCUUUUAAAGAAAGAAAAGAGGAGGAUUCUCAUACAACUCUGCAUGAAACACCAACAGCGGGGAAUCACUAUCGGAACAAUCACCAACCUUGAAAGUGACAGAAUGCCCAGAUGAAGCUGGCCUGCUUUCUAAAGGAAAAUGAUUGCAACCUGAAGGCAAGAAUAUGUGUUGUUCUUGCCGGUGUACAAGCCUUUAAGGGACUGCUGCUGCUAUACCUUGGACGCCCACUUUACAUGUGUGUAUAUAGUUUAACACAACACUUAAUCUAAUAGCUCUAAAUUCAUAAAAAAAUUCAAGCCUUUCACUAAAACAAUGCCCCACCUGUACAUUUUUUAUUAAAAAAAUGUAAUGCUUAUGUACAAAUGUGUAUGUAAUAUGCUUCCUUGGAAUGCUUGAUUUAAAUAUAAUACAUAUUAAAAUG